AUGUUGCGAAGAUUCUCUCUGCUGCUUUUAUGCUGUGCUGUGUGUGGCCUUGAUGCUCAAGAGGCGGACAAAAGUGAUGACCCCUCGCUUCAGAAGAUGCUGUUGACCGAAGCAGCAGAGCUGGGCACGCCGGACAAGGAUGCUCCCUCCGCGGCUAAAGUGGAGAGCAGUCCGCGAGGAGGGGAGCAGCAUUCCCCGGGGACAGACGCUCCUGGAGUGGAGGGGAGAGCUCAACCCACCGCCGAGCCUCUGGAAGAUGAGCUGGAUAACCAAGAGAAUAUCAUUAGCCAGUUGCUGGGCGAUUACGACAAAGUUAAGACUGUGUCAUCGGGGUCCGACUGUGUUUGUCGCUGUAUUGUUCGACCAAUCAAACGCUCUGACUGCAGCCGUAUCCAUGACAGCGACCAGGCAUCACCAUCCCAGGAUUUUUACACCGUGGAGACAGUUACUAAAGGAACAGACUGCAAGAAGUGUGUGUGCAUGGCUCCGGCUUCAGCCGUCAACCCCUGUGAAGGAGAGUACAGGUUCAAAAAGCUACAAGAUGCCAGCAAAGAUGACAUUAAGCUGGCGACUAUUAUUGACUUGUUGGAGGGCUCUCUGUACGGACUGGACUUGUUAAAGCUCCACUCUGUCACCACCAAGCUGCUGACCAGGGUGGACAACAUGGAGAAGGCCUUUGCCCGUAAUUUUACUGAGAAAGCAAGAGAGAAAGAAUUUGGGAAGGAAAGAGCAAAAGAGAAGAAGCCUCAGCAGAAAAAAAAGAAAGUGAAUGAUUUGGAGCGUACAGGACAGAAAAGUGGAGCCGCUGCCUAUGGCGACCAACAGAAGAAUCCAUUAGGAUCACAGAAUGAUGGUCUGGAAACGCCACAGCUAAGCAAGAAUAAGACAGGAACUCAAAAGCCAAUCAAAGACCAGACAGAGCCAAAGCAGCCAAUCAAAGACAAGAACAGCAUGAUCAUCAGGGGUGUGACCUUCUACAAAGCAGAGGAGAGCUACGAAGAGGAGGACAAGGAAGAGGAAGGAAAACAUGCAACCCUAUCUACAAAUGUAUCUGUGGACUUACUGAUCUCUAACCCGCCCCCACCUACCACGGCUUUCCCCACCAAGAGUCCAGGACCUUCAACCUCUAUUAGCACCCAACUAAACCUCACUAUACAGCCUACCCGGCACGCCAAUCAGGAUCCCACCUCACUCUCAGAGAUCAAUAUAAGUCCACCUACUGAUGCGUCUCCCACAGCAGGGUCUCGGCCAGGACCCAAAAGUCGACUCAGCUGGACGGAGAACCCCGCUGACCAACCAAAGACCACGAAAAAGCCUGCAGUGUGUAAGGACACAUUAGCAAGUAUCUCUGAACCGGUUCAGCUGAACUCUUACGGCCUUAGUGACGGGGCCUGGAUGAGAGAUGCUCGCGGCCAUGGCAACGUCAUCUACCUCACUAAUGGUCACUAUGGCAACAACCUCCUAGAGUUCCGAGACAUGGACACCUUCAAAUCAGGUCAGGCAAGUAAUUCAUACAAGCUGCCCUACAGUUUCACUGGAACAGGCCACGUCGUGUUUAAUGGAGCUUUCUACUACAACCGUGCGUUCAGCAGGGACAUCGUCAGAUAUGACCUGAGACACAGAUAUGUAGCUGCCUGGACCACUCUGAAUGAUGCUUUACUGGAGGAGCAAGUUCACAGGACACAAACGGAAGUGGAGUUUGCUGUGGAUGAGUCUGGCCUGUGGCUGCUCUACCCCGCUCUGGACUCAGAGGGUUUCCACCAGGAAGUAAUCCUGCUCAUCCACCUGCGCCCCCGAGACCUGCAGCCAAUACAGAGCUUCCGCACAGGUCUUCGCCGCGGUCGCUAUGGAAACAGCUUCCUGGUUUGUGGCGUGCUUUAUGCAGUGAACAGUAUGGAGGAUCACUACGCUAAUGUGACAUACGCCUUCGACACACACACGCUCACACACACUGUGCCGAGUCUGGCGGUCACGAACAUGCACGCACACAUCUCUCAGCUGGCUUACUGCCCACUAGACAAGAAACUGUACGCAUGGGACAAUGGACAUCAGAUGAGGUAUGACGUUGUCUUUGCUUAUUAG
Messenger RNA from Etheostoma cragini (Arkansas darter), 2082 nucleotides. It is a transcript of the gene olfml2bb, whose product is annotated as olfactomedin-like 2Bb. The record is from RefSeq and is a predicted model, not a curated record. The transcript is spliced from 9 exons. Gene Ontology annotation, biological process: signal transduction. Lineage: Eukaryota; Metazoa; Chordata; Actinopteri; Perciformes; Percidae. Bases 1 to 2082 code for a protein of 693 amino acids.